Messenger RNA from Prorocentrum cordatum, 390 nucleotides. The record is from the annotation of a GenBank genome assembly. NCBI's taxonomy places the organism in Eukaryota, Dinophyceae, Prorocentrales, Prorocentraceae.
AUGGCCGAACCCUGGCGGCGGGUGCAGCGGCAGGCGACCGCAGCCGCCGCCGGGGCCCGCUCGGCCGCUGCGGGGCGCCAGGUGUGCCGCGGUCGCGAGCCCGCCGCUGCCGGCCGGGGCGCCGCGGCGGCCGUCGAUUGGGACCGCGAGCCCGCCGACUCCCUCGGGACACUUGGGGCCCGCGGCUCCUGCGGCGCUCCGAGUGCCGGCCGGUGCCGGGCGGCGGCGCGCGGUGGUCGCCGGAGGUUUGCGGCGAUCCGCCUGCUGAGGCUGGCGCAUCUGCCGCCGCGUCCCUUCUGGCGUGCGGCGGCUGCGCGUCAGCUCAAGGCACUGCUGGGGCCGACGACGCGGCCAGGCAGCAGGCCAGGGCGCACGCGGUCGCGGCGCUGA